CCAGCAUCCAUUCCAUGCGGCCAGAUAGAGCCAGAUAUACAACGACCAGCUCCACGGCUCCACGCUACCGCCAUGCGCAGCUCAAGGACUCCUAUUCUACAUAUAUUUGUCGUCUCGCCGAAUGUAUAAGCCGACACGUUCCUAUCUCGACUUGGGCAACGAAAAAGCCUUCCCCUUCAACACGGGCGACAAUCAAACCCUGGGGAAGCAUCGACCUCCUAUUCUGCGAAUUUUAAUCACCCACAGAACUAACGACCACUUUACGGACUGACUUACGACACAUCUCUGCCUAUUCGAUUCUGUAUUUCUGUUGUGACGGACAUAUCAAGCAGCGAACAGCGUUGCAAUUGUUGCCGACAGAGCCCAAGGGAAAAUCAGCACAAUCAUCGGGGAGAGCAAGAUAUACAUACGGAAACAAAUAGAGCGGUCGAAUUCUCUCGCUCGACGCUCCUUUUUUUUUCAUAUUCGCAUUCGCAUUCACAUACCCUCCUUUUACACGAUGGUGAACUGGCUCAGUUUAACCUUUCCCAUCGCCUACAUAGGCAUCCUCGUCGGCUCGUUAGCGACCUUCUCCUCCCUAUAUCGCAAACGGAAAGCUGCUAAAUCCACCUCCUUAACGCCAUGGUUCCCUCCACAUUUACAACGAGAUAUAUACCUCUCCCUCACCUGCCUUCACGAGGAGCCAAGCACAUCUAAAGCGCCAACAACGACAUCAACAAAGGAGAAGAAGGUACCUGAGACCGUGCUAAAGGCAGCUCUCCUCCGACGUGCGGCAGAGGAUAUCCGCCGUCUGAUCGAGUUGCGCAGCCAAAAGCCGGCGCUCGCGGGUCUGUUGCAGAAGGGCAGUGUUGGUGAUGAUUUGUGGCAGCGGUUUCUGAGGGCGGAGAAAGAGAUGGAGGAGGAGGUCAGAGAUGUGGUUGCGGAGGCCAACCUCUUCGUCCCCAACUGGGGCAGCACCAUCUUCCAGUCCGCCAAUGAAAUGGUUGUCAACAACCUUCUCCGCGAACGAGUCGAGGAGAUCCAAUCUACCGUUAAGGAGGAGAGGGAAUGGUGGGAUAAGAAGAAGGCUAGCAUCCAAGAAGAAUUCAUGAAGGAGUUGAUAACCGAUUCUUCUACUAAACAGACCAGUGCGGGUUCGGGCUCUGCACCAAUUAGACAGAAUAGUAGUGAUGAUGAUGCCGUGUUGGUUGAGAGUGGCGGACCCGCUGUUGGUGGCGGCGGUGGUGGUAAGAACAAGAAGAAGAAGGGCAAGAAGUGAGGUUGAUGUUUUGAUAUCCUUCCUUUCCCUCUCCUUUCUCUACUUACGAUAAGGUCACUCACUACUUUCGUGACUUGUCCAUGGAUGGGUGUUGGUACUCAGGCACCGUUGGGUCUAUGUUUGACGUUUACUUUGGCCCGAAUGGCCCAAUUCUCGAAAACGGUUUGUGCGCCAUAUACAUUUUAUUGAUCCUGCUGUUUUGUUGUUUUUGUUUCCUUAGACAUACGGAAAAAUGGGGUUCGGAAACUUUUUUUACUCCUUUAUUAUUAUUUUGCUACGUCUCCUUUUCUCCCGCGCCCCUGGUUGAACACUAAUUAUUAUUGUACCAAACCUCUUUUUACUGUAGCACCAGGUGUUUUCCUUAUCUCCUGUGGUAUAUACGCUGCUUAUUAUCGCGCUGGCAUAUCCUACCGACUGACAGUUUUAUCCUUUUCCUUUCUGGAGUUUAUUAUUAUUAUAUUUUAUUAUAUCCUUGUGUGUAUGGAUUGUUAUUCAUAGUUAUUAUCAAUCAAGAGGUAUGCAAUAGAGCAGCAUUGCAAAUAUUUGAGAGCGCGGGGAUGAAGGCCCCGCUUUGUCGAACAACACCUUGUCCUCCGGCUGUUGCUGGAUCUUGCGUGCCGCGAGGUGACACGAGAAGCUCGCAUUGCAUCAAAGCGCAUAUACUCGGUUAAUACGUCUGCCAAAGGCAUGUAUUAUCAUUUACUUUUUGCUAUGGUACAAUAAAAAAUAUGCGAUUAUAGUUGCCCCCCUUUUGUCCAAACUUAUCCCAGAUACGCCUGUCAUCUCCGCCCAGGAGAAGUAGUGAACUUUCUAUGAUACAUAACGGUCAAAC
Blastomyces dermatitidis ER-3 is the source of this 2090-nucleotide messenger RNA. RefSeq names its product translocation protein. Gene Ontology annotation, biological process: post-translational protein targeting to membrane, translocation. The transcript is spliced from 3 exons. Gene Ontology annotation, cellular component: Sec62/Sec63 complex. The record is from RefSeq and is a predicted model, not a curated record. The coding region runs from base 500 to 1258 and encodes 252 amino acids. NCBI's taxonomy places the organism in Eukaryota, Fungi, Ascomycota, Eurotiomycetes, Onygenales, Ajellomycetaceae.